CGGACACUUCUCUGGAACGAACAUAACAAGCUGUCCCCUUCAGCUUUCGAGUCCCCUCCCAUUGAAAGAACAACUCGAAGGUCCGGCACCACGAAACCUUCUCCCAUAUUGCAUUACAAUAACUUCAUCCAUCGAGUUGACGUCUAUCAUGUUCACAAUGCAGCGCUUUGUGGUCUCAGCUCUGCUGAUUAUCACUGUCGCCUUCCUCUUCUUUGCCCAAACAGCUCAAGCUACCAAGGGCCCCAAGAUCACCCACAAGGUCUACUUCGACAUCUCUCACGGCGAUGAGCCAAUGGGUCGUAUCGUUAUGGGUCUCUAUGGGAAGACUGUUCCAAAGACUGCCGAGAACUUCCGAGCUCUCGCUACCAUGGAGAAGGGAUUCGGAUAUGAGGGCUCUACUUUCCACCGUGUUAUCCAGAACUUCAUGAUCCAGGGAGGCGACUUCACCAAGCAUGACGGCACUGGCGGAAAGUCAAGUAUGUAUUUGCGAGAGAUUGAACUCCAAGAAAGGGACUGAUUGGUCGCAGUCUACGGAGAGAAGUUCGCAGACGAGAACUUCAAGUUGAAGCACUCCAAGAAAGGUCUUCUUUCUAUGGCCAACGCCGGAAAAGAUACCAACGGAUCCCAAUUCUUCAUCACCACCUCAACUCCAGGGUAAUUAGUUCACUCCAUAUCACCUACGUAUCCAAACCUAACACUUUCCUAGCCAUCUUAACGGCAGACACGUUGUCUUUGGUGAAGUCCUCGAGGGUUACGAGAUCGUCGAGAAGAUCGAGUUGGUUCCAAAAGGACCCGGCGACAAGCCUGUCCAGAAGGUCACAAUUACUAAGAGCGGAGAGCUCCCAGUACCAGAAGAAGGUAUCCACGUGGAACUAUAAAGCAAUCUCUCGUGCUCUACGCAUUAUUGGACUCACUGAUCGGCUGUCUCGUGAACAGAUGCAUAUGGCCACGCCGAAUUUAUGGACGGAGAAUCAGAAGACGAUGAAAAGCCACUCAACACUUCGACUGAUACACCCAAAACUACCGAAACUAGUAGUCCUAUUAUUGCAACUCCUAUCACUGAUGAGGUCUCCUCUGAAGGCUUCAGUCUCUUGCAAAAGGCAUUUUUCUUGGCUGUUAUCUUUGCUUGUGUUGCCGGGUAUAUGCGUAUGACUAGCAGAAGGGCAAGGCGAUUCGGAGACAAAAGUAUGGCUUGAGAUGUAUAUUAUCCAAUAUUGUAUAUGAAUGAUGCCUUUCCUCACGGCUCAUUUACACCUGCAUUUUCACAUGUUGGUUCCAAGCCCCUUUUGACUACCGCUUAAGGUAUCUUCUCUC
Hymenoscyphus albidus is the source of this 1314-nucleotide messenger RNA. The record is from the annotation of a GenBank genome assembly. NCBI's taxonomy places the organism in Eukaryota, Fungi, Ascomycota, Leotiomycetes, Helotiales, Helotiaceae.